Messenger RNA from Pyricularia oryzae 70-15, 498 nucleotides. RefSeq lists its product as uncharacterized. Bases 1 to 498 code for a protein of 165 amino acids. Lineage: Eukaryota; Fungi; Ascomycota; Sordariomycetes; Magnaporthales; Pyriculariaceae. The record is from RefSeq and is a predicted model, not a curated record. The transcript has 2 exons.
AUGCCAUCUGGCACAAAGAUAAUUUCUGCCGUUUCUUCCGGAGUCUCUCCGUGGGCCAAGACGGUCAAGAUAAACGUCGUCCAGCUGGAUGGUGCUCCGAAGCGAUAUUGCCUCAAAGCAUCUAUACUAUCAACCUUUGCAGACGGUCGCUUCAGGCUGGAGUGCCAAGCUCUUUGUGAAGGCGAGUACGAGUCCCAGCUACUGAUCGAGGAGGCGGUUGGCCGAGGGUUUGGGCCUAUAGCUUGGGCUUGGGGCGAACUUGUCCUUCGUCGAAGAUUGUCGCCCUUCAUCGAACAAAGUUCCCUCACGGGGAGGUUUGGUUUUCACUGCGCCACCGUAUGCGGAUCCAUGCAGCGGACCGUCCUCUGGGAUGACAAAUGGGCCAACUCCUUCACGCACCUGUUUAAGGAUGUCAUUGGCUACGACAACCGCGUCAACCCGCCCUGGCCCGAGUAUGACCGCGCAUGUCGCAUUACCAUCGACCUUAUCAUUCCCUGA